UUAAACUUGGUUUUAAAGGAUGAGGAAAACAGAAAGCAAGUUCUUGUCGUUGGUCUUGACGGCGCAGGGAAAACAAGUGUUCUGCACAGUCUGUCUACCAAUACAGUCAAAAGGAGUCAUGGGCCUACUGUGAUGUUUAACAGUGUGUGUGUUAAAACUGAAGAUGCUGAGAUAGAAUUUUUAGAAGUUGGCGGUAGUAAAUCUCUGCGUAAAUGUUGGUCCUCUUAUCUACCUGGAUCACAGGCCUUGGUUUAUGUGGUGGAUUCAGCAGACCGUAAUCAGAUGCCACUUGCUAAGAAAGAACUACACCAACUGGUCCAAGGACAUGCAACACUUCCUGUUGUUGUUUUAGCCAACAAACAGGAUAUUAAAGGUGCCUGCACUAUUUCAGAAAUCCAUGAGCAGCUUUCCCUUGCGAAGUUAGGUGAUAAAAGGAAGCUUUUCCUCAUUGGAACACAUGUUGCUGAAGAUGGAUCGCAAAUACCAACAAGUAUGCAGGAUGCCAAGGAACUUAUUACCCAGUUGGUGAUCUACUGAGGAGUGAAUGUGCACACAAUUUUUCUAUUUCUGCCUUGAAUUCCUUCUCAUCAUUGUAUUUGAUGUAAUAUUUUUACUAAACUACUAUCGGGUCA
Molecule: messenger RNA, 632 nt
Organism: Rhincodon typus (whale shark)
Lineage: Eukaryota; Metazoa; Chordata; Chondrichthyes; Orectolobiformes; Rhincodontidae
Product: ADP-ribosylation factor-like protein 9
Exons: 3
Molecular function (GO): GTPase activity; GTP binding
Source: RefSeq, a predicted model, not a curated record